UAAUGAAGGGUUAAGCUGAUUAAAAGAAGGAAGCAACAAAAACUGUAAAGAAAGUUAAGACAACUAAUAAAAGUGCACCUGUGAGGUAGAGUUGAAUACUAAAUUUAGAUUAUGGGUUAAGGCUGCAUUUACAGGUUUCAGAAGAUCAAAGGUUUAAUAAAAUGAGAAUUAAGCAUUACUCAAAAUUCAACAUGUUGAAGAUGUUGCUUCAAGCAGAUUCUAUUGGGGAAAGAGAGUUGCAUACAUUUAUAAGGCCCAUACACUUAAGAACAACACAAAAUUCAGAGUAUGAAAUUAAUUUUAUUCAGACUAUUUGGGGUCGUAUUAGUAAAUCACAUGGAGCAAAUGGAGUUGUGAUUGCUCGUUUUGGCAGAAAUCUCCCACCAAGAGCUAUUGGAUCAACCCUUAGAGUAUUCCUUUAUCCCAACAGAGCUUGAA
Molecule: messenger RNA, 438 nt
Organism: Paramecium pentaurelia
Lineage: Eukaryota; Ciliophora; Oligohymenophorea; Peniculida; Parameciidae
Source: the annotation of a GenBank genome assembly